AUGGAGUAUCCUUAUAUACCAAAUAGCAAUCCUUUUACGUCUUAUAUAUAUAAGAGCAAUGAUUUAAGAUUGGGUGCUAACAGAGUGCAACCAUUAGAGGAACCCAAAACUUUUGGGAAAAAUGCUAAUUCUCCAAAGCAAAAUUUUCCAAACGUUAAGCCUAAUCCUCACGCUCACCCUUAUAAUCCAAGACUUUUGAAUAUGAACCCAUAUUCUCCUCAAUAUAAAAAUAAAGAUCCAGAACCUAGAUUUAGUGAUUUAAAUAAUAUAGACGGUGACCAAAAAACUGAAAAAAACGAAGGCAACUUAUUAAGGUAUCCAUCGCUUACUUCUUUAUCUGAAGGAGAGCAGGAAUAUCCUGGUGAAAGUUCCAAUUAUAAAACCCCUCCUCAUGAAGACUCAGGAAGAACGCAUAGAAAGUUUCAUGAAGAUUUAAAUGAAAUUCAUAGAGAAAAAUACCCAAGAGAUAGAUCAGAAAAACGAGUUCCUCAUAGACAUCGUGAACAUGAAUAUGUUACCAAAAGAACUUUUAUUCAUAUGAUGGAUGAGCUGAGGAAAGAAAUAAAAUUAUCUAGAUUGAAUUCUCGAGAAGUGGUAAGCCGAGCAAGAAAGGAACUUGAUAGCAGGCAAAGCGAUGAGGAACCAGAAGAUUCGCAGCAUUUUACAAAGGUACGAAAAAAUGAGCAGGAAGAAACAAAAAUCAAACCAAAAAACCCAAAAAAAGUCCCAAGACAAAAAAAGCUCAAUAUUCCUCCACACCAAAAAAUAGUUUCUUUAAUUAUUGGGCAAACAGGGUCAGGAAAGUCCACAUUUAUCAAUAUUAUCACAAAUUUUUUCAGAAAUGGAACCCUGGAGAAUAAAAAAAUUGCGAUACCAACCAAAGAUUUUCCCCAAACUGAACUUGAUUUUGGUCAUGCAGAAAACGGAAAAGGAGUAGACCAAAGCCAGACAGUUAAAUGCUGUCGGUAUGAUUUUAAAGAUCUUGACAGUGGUAGUACUUUUACAUUUAUAGAUACGCCAGGACUAAGUGACACUCGAGGUGUAGAUCAAGAUGACAAGAAUAUAAAAAUAAUUGAAAAUGAAAUUUUAAAGUUCACAGACAUCAAUGCAAUUAUAAUAGUUCAAAACGGAAGUGAGGCUAGAAAAACAGCAAGCGUGAAUAAUUCUUUGGUUAGAAUUAGAAAUGCUUUGCCAAGAAAAGUUGAAAAUAGCAUAGUUUUAGUCCUCACAAAUUCUCAUAUUUCUACUAAUUUCAAUGUUAAUUCGUUACCUGUAACUCCAAAAUACACGUUUUUAAUGGAAAAUAACGCUUUUAAUAUAGCUAACCCUAAUGAGUGAGUUUUAAUGGAAAUGCAGCCAUACUGGGAUAAGUCGAUGAGAAAAGUUAAAGAAAUAGCCGAAUGUUUAUGCAAAAUGGGCAGUUUUAGUGUCAGAUGCUUUAAAGAGAUGAUUGAAGAAAAAGAUAGAGCCAAACAAAGCUUCCACCAGGCAAAAAUUAAACUUCAAAACCUCUAUAGCCUGCAGGAACAGCUUGAAGAGAUUAAAAUAAUGAAAGAAUCAUCAUUGAAUAAUGCUUAG
This is a messenger RNA of Blepharisma stoltei, 1578 nucleotides long. Lineage: Eukaryota; Ciliophora; Heterotrichea; Heterotrichida; Blepharismidae. The record is from the annotation of a GenBank genome assembly.